AUGUAUACCUCACAAAGAGACUGUGGGAAUAAAGUAAGCAUUCCAUACCCUUUUGAAAUCGGAAAUGGUUGCUACGUCGGAGAUUGGUUUGAGAUAGUCUGCAGAAAUGACUCCUAUGAUCUGGGAUUUCCAAAACCAUUUUUGAAGAGGUUCAACCUGGAGGUGCUGGAGAUUGACAUAGCUGUAGGCAAAAUUCGCGUCAACUAUGCCAUUUUUUCGAGCAGCAAAAAUCAUUCGGAGUUAGAGAAAAGUCCUUUCGUCUUCUCCGACAACAAAAACAGCUUUGUUGUCAUGGGUUGCAACAACUCUGCCUCAUUACGGUCCUUGCUCAAUGACUCGAAUUCAUUUGAGUACGAUGUAAACGAAUUAUGUGAAAAUAUGGAUGGGUCUUACAGAGCUUGUUUCGAGCCUCCUACCUCUCAGCAAAUGAGAGCCAUCGUUAUAGGUAUUACUACAAGCUUUGGCGUAUUAUUUUUGCUUUUUGGUGGAUGGUGGUCAUACAAACUUAUAAAGAAAAGGAAGAUGAUUAAACAAAAAGAGAAGUUCUUCAAACGAAAUGGUGGACUCUUGUUACAACUACAGCUAUCUUCAAGUGAUCAUGUCAAUGUUGAGAGCAACAAAUUGUUUAGUUCAAAGGAUUUGGAGGAGGCCACUGAUCGAUUUAAUGCAAAUAGAAUACUUGGCCGAGGUGGACAAGGUACUGUUUACAAAGGCAUGUUGUCGAACGAAAGAAUUGUAGCAGUAAAAAGAUCUGUGAUGAUUGAUGAAGAAAAACUGGAAGAAUUUGUUAAUGAAGUGGUCAUUCUUUCACGAAUUAAUCAUAGGAAUGUGGUUAAAUUACUUGGCUGUUGUUUGGAGACAGAAAUUCCUCUGUUAGUUUAUGAAUUCGUUCCAAAUGGAACUCUUGCUCAUUAUCUUGAUGAUCAAAAUGAGUUUCUACUCACAUGGGGUAUGCGAUUACGAAUUGCUACAGAAGUUGCAGGAGCUCUCUUUUACUUGCACUCAGCAGCUUCCUCACCUAUUUAUCAUCGAGACAUCAAGACUACAAACAUACUCUUAGAUGAGAAGUAUAGAGCAAAAGUGACCGACUUUGGGACUUCAAGAUCUAUCGCUAUCGAUCAAACUCACCUGACCACACUAGUAUACGGUACUUUUGGAUACUUGGAUCUUGAGUAUUUCCAAUCAAGUCAGUUUAUAGAAAAAAGUGAUGUUUAUAGCUUUGGUGUUGUCCUAGCUGAGCUCUUAACAGGAGAAAAAGCGAUUUCUUCUAAACGGACACUAGAAACCAAAAGUCUAGCCACAUAUUUCCUUAAUUCAAUGGAAGAAAACAAUUUGUUUGAUAUUAUUGAUAAUCGAGUUUUGAAAGAAGCUAAGAAGGAAGAGAUUAUUGCAGUCGCCAACCUUGUGAAAAGGUGCUUGAAUUUGAGUGGAAAGAAACGACCUACGAUGAAAAAGGUGGCAAAAGAGUUGGAGGGGGUACUGCAAAUGCCGCAAAACUUGGAAGAGGUACUUGUACUCAAGAAUGAAAUGUUCGAUCAGUAUAAUGUUGUUUCUACAUCAACAAUUGCAAGUAAGGACAGCAGCAUAGCCUCGUCUUUAGACACUGAGCCAUUAUUAUCGUCUUCAAUAUUAAGGCGAAUAAAAACUUCUUAG
Molecule: messenger RNA, 1653 nt
Organism: Carya illinoinensis
Lineage: Eukaryota; Viridiplantae; Streptophyta; Magnoliopsida; Fagales; Juglandaceae
Product: wall-associated receptor kinase-like 10
Exons: 4
Coding region: 1-1653 (550 amino acids)
Biological process (GO): protein phosphorylation; cell surface receptor signaling pathway
Cellular component (GO): plasma membrane
Molecular function (GO): ATP binding; protein serine/threonine kinase activity; polysaccharide binding
Source: RefSeq, a predicted model, not a curated record